CAAAACUGAAGAGGCUCCCGGCGGACCAAAAACCCUGACUACCGUGGCGAGGGAGUGACCAGUCACCGGUGCCGCAAGCAAUCUGCAGGUCCUCUUCUUCGAUUUUCCGGUCGACAGACUUCCCGAUAUUCUUUGGCUGCAGGUAACAACAUCGAUUUUUUUUUUCUGAAAGAGCAACCCCCUAUAAUUUUUGUCUUGCCCCUUUCCGGCCGUUCCUACCUGUAACUUCUUUCUUCUGGUGCUUUCUGAGCCAGCGGUUGCGGUACUAGUAUUUUAUGGAGUGUAUCCGUUUCUAGGUGGACAAACAAAUGCUGUUAGACUGUAAACCUUGAGGAUGAUUGCAAAGUGGGAUCAUUAUCCUUAACCAUAAUACUAGUGUGGUGUAGCAGGUAAUGAAUCCCAACGAUGGUUCUUGUAGCUAAACAUUCAAUUCCAAUGGUAGGUAGGGUUCAUGAAUUUGCCUCAUAUAUUGCUUAUCUUAUCCAAUAUGUCUCUAUUGCAUUCCUAUUCUUGUUUGUUGGUUUUUGGUUGUUUGUCUUCAGUUUUAUGGUUUCAAUGCCAUUAUAGGAUGGAUUCCGUCAGGCUUUAUGCUUAGGGCUGAAUUACCAUUCUCUACAAUGGAGGCUUUGUUGUUCAGGUGCUCAUUUUAUGUUUAUUUUAUAUAGAGGGGGUUAACAAUUUGCCAAACGGCCCAAACCUUGUUUUAGGAUUCCUUGAGCUAACUUGUGAAGAGAAGGUGAGAGUAAAGAAGGGAGAUGAAACGAAAUAAGGGAGAUGAAAUCGAGGGGGGAGAAGAAAAGAUAAAGGUUUUAUGCUUGAAACAAGCAAGUGAUGAGCCAAAGCUUAGCAGAAUUUCUUCAGGACACGGGAAGCAGGGAUCAGAAUUGGGAGUAGAUCAGGAGGCAAUGGAUCUCCCUGGGAUUGCAUUGCCACCAUCCAGUCCAGACUCCAAAGCUGGGGUGAUUUUUGUUCUUGAGAAGGCUUCGUUGGUUCUUGCUAAUGUUGGACGAAGGUAUCGUAUUUUGAACGCAAAUGAGCAUUCCGACUACUUAAGGAAGAAGAACAUGGAUCCAUACAAGUACAGACCUGAUAUUGUUCAUGAGGCUCUCGUCGGAAUUAUGGAUAGCCGGCUCCGUAUGGCUGGUAAGUUAAUGGCAGUGUACAUCAAGACAGAUGAAGGGAUUUUGAUUAAAGUCGAACCUAAUGCUCGAAUUCCGAGGACAUUGGAAGAAUUCUGUGAUAUGAUGGCUCAGUUGUUACAGAAAUUGAGCAUCAAAGCCAAAGCGAAGGGUGGGAAGUUGUUGCGGUUGGUUCAGAAUCCAAUAACUCAGUACUUUCCUGUAAACUCCAUUAAAAUAGGUCUCUCGUUUGUUUCGCAGAAGGCAGUCCCCGUAGAGGAGUACAUUAGUGGAGUGAACAAGGACAGUGACCUCAUUUUUGUGGUUGGCACUAUGGCCCACGGUAAAAUUGAUACCGACUACCUUGAUGAUCUUGUAGCAGUUUCGAGCUACCCAUUGACUGCUGCUGCUUGUUUGAGAGACAUAUCCAUUGCAUUGGAGAGCAAAUGGAAAAUCCACUGAUAAUAUUGUCCAUCCUACUGGGAUCAGGUUGUGCUGAUGGUUCCUUUGCUGACUUGAUGAAUAUUUCAAGGUGGGCCCCAGAGUAAUUGUCAAUGCAAUGCAGCACUACUCUGCUCACAGCCUUAGUAGUUCUAAAUCUGUUACAGAAGGCAUUUGUUGAGUAAGAUUAUGAGAGAUGGAGAUGGGAAGGGCAAUUAAGAGUCUGUGUUAGUUUAUUGCAUGACAGAUAAUAGGUUAACUUGGUUUCCUUGGUUAGAGAAAUCAAUCGCAGUGUUCUAGAGUUUUGUUUGUCGUUUUGGCCUUUGGGACACUGGCGACUCGUUAGUUUUACUUUAAUUACAAAGGCCCAUACAAUUAUGAAGGGGGCCGAUAAGACCAAAAAGUAUAUUGGACUCAAUCAGAGUAAAGGUGGACAAACAGCAUCACGGGCCAAAUCUCGAUAUCCAUACCCGCGUCCUGGAAGGUUGGAUUAGAUUCGAAUAAUUAUCAUGUGUCGCAAAUCGGAGUAGGUCAACUUAUAUGAGUAUGUAAUUUAAAUAAAAAAUAUUAAGAACAUUCAUUUUUUCAUUAUAAAAUCAAAAAAACAAAAUAUAACAUGAUGAAUAUAGCUAAAUUAUUCGAGAAAUUAAAGUUCUCGCCAAUUUACAACUCCAUAAUAGCUAAAAUAUGAGUUAAAAAAAGUAAAAUCCUAAUUAAUUUGAGUAAAUCAUGUUAAUUUAGACAAGAACGGGUCGAACCAAGUAAGGUCAAUGAGAGUACCCAUACCCUAUCCUCUACAAAACAAAUCAAGCAGGUGGUUUCGAUAUUGAGUUCCAGCUUCAUCCCCGUUAUGUGCUUUCCAGUUUCUGGCAGUUUGCGAAUCGUGAGUUAACUUUUGUUUUCUUAGUACAGCAAAAGAAAGUCCAACGCAAAAAACAAAGUCUUAUUUGUAAAAUACAUUCGUCACAUAUACUACAACUAACCAUCUCUUAAUAAUAUGCAAUUACACAAUCAUUCGCUGCCAAUUUGAUUAUCAUGAAGAGUAUCAUUGAUGUAGGUUAGAACUAUAAAAAACUCUUUCACCACUGUACUCCGGGUUGGAUCCGGUCCUUAAACCCCAAUUCUUAAGGAGGAUCUUAAGUCAAUUCUAGCCAAUAAGAGGAGGAGAGAGGUAAGUCGAAGCAAUGAUUGCUUAACUGCCCAUAAGGGCACGGAAGGAAUUAAAAAUCAUUGUCAUUAAUAAUUAAAAGCAAAAAUAGGCAUUUAAUAAUUAAACGAAAAAUAUAAUUAAUCCUACUUGACGGAGCAAAAACCAUUUUCGAAGAGCUGUCUCUCCGGCGUUCUGCGUCGGAAGAGCUCGUCCGUGAUAUCCCCCUCCGGCCACGACUACAGUGUCUAUCUCCGCCGCUUCUCUUUCGUUCGUAGCCGCUUCGGUGGUCCGCCGCUAGAGACAUGGAACAUGUAGUUCCAUUUGACUUUGGUACUAGGUUUCAUUAAAAGUUUAUACGAUUUUUGUUGGUAUUUGGGUUUUUUAUGUUGAUUGUUUUGUCGUUGGGUUGGAUUUUCGUCGGUAUUUGACGUCUCGUAGCAGAUUGAUCAGUGAUAAUAUUAAAAUCGUAAUUUGUAAAUGUUGAUAAGGGAUGGAAAAAAGUUGAUAUGUACUAGUAAUAACGUGUAAUAAGAUUUUAAUAUAACGUCGAUAAUAUUAUUGAUAAAGUUGAUGAUAUUAUUAAUAACGUAAUUUAAGAAUGUUGAUAGGUACAUGGUAGGUCGGCUCAAUUUGGUUGAUCAUGAUUUUAAUAACGUUGAUUGGAAAUA
This is a messenger RNA of Linum trigynum, 3377 nucleotides long. The record is from the annotation of a GenBank genome assembly. NCBI's taxonomy places the organism in Eukaryota, Viridiplantae, Streptophyta, Magnoliopsida, Malpighiales, Linaceae.